AUGACGGAGCAGAAUAGUGACGUUAAUGGGGGGCUUCAUCUUCCAACUGAAAAUAGAGCAGCAAAAAACUCAAAUUCAACCUACGAGUUACUUGAUCAAAUUCACUCAAGUCCCCGAAGAAUAAGAAUCAUUCACGUUGGAGCUGGAGUGUCGGGACUUUUGACUGCAUAUAAAGCCGAGAGAUUACUUACGAACUAUGAAUUUAUAUGCUAUGAAAAAAACCCCGUAAUCGGCGGCACUUGGUGGGAGAACAGAUAUCCAGGUUGUGCCUGCGAUGUUCCGUCCCCUAUUUACUCUUUCUCAUUCGAGCCUAAUCCCAAAUGGGAGAGGUUCUAUGCAAGCUCCGAUGAGAUUCAGCAAUACAUGCUUGACUUUUGCGCAAAGUAUGAUUUAGAGAAAUAUAUCCGUCUGAAUAAGAGAGUUGUUUCAGCAGUUUGGUCAGAAGACCAGGGGCAAUGGACGAUUCAAAUUGAAGAUGACUGUGGAAUAUCAUACGACCAUUGUGAUGUCCUGAUCAACGGGACAGGUGUGGUCAAUAAAUGGAAAUGGCCAGAGGUCGAAGGAUUAGAAUCUUUCAAAGGCACGCUUGUGCAUAGUGCCAAUUGGGAUCCAUCAACAUCCUGGAAAGAUCAACGUGUGGCUUUGAUUGGAAUCGGAUCCAGUGCGAUACAACUUCUCCCUGAGCUUGCACAAGGAUCAAAAAGCGUUCAUAUCUUUGGUCGAAGCCCUACAUGGAUCUCACCCCCAUGGGGAUACGAUGCUCGUGAGGCCAGUUCCGAGUCUUCCGAUGAUUUACCAACCCACGAAUUCGUCUUUACCGAUUCUGAAAGGGCUAAAUUCGAAUCCGAUCCUGAUGCUUAUCUACUAUACCGUAAAAAGCUAGAAACUAGACUUGACAAGGCAUUCCCUAUAUUUCUUAGGGACUCGCCGCACAGCCAAUACGCAAAGCAGGUUAUGCGAGGCAUUAUGGAGAAACGGCUCGGCCCUGGUAACGAAGAAUUGAAAAAGAAAAUUAUCCCAGAAUUUUCUCCUGGAUGUCGAAGGCUCACUCCUGGAAAUGGAUUCUUGGAAACAUUUAGAGAGGACCAUAUCCAUUUUGAAUACGAUGGAGUGCAGAGCCUAACAGAGAAAGGUCUUGUUUCGAUCAGUGGAAAGACAUUCGAAUUUGAUCUGAUCGUCUGUGCCACUGGCUUUGAUGUGUCUUACAUCCCGCAUUUUAAUAUCACAGGUAUCGACGGGCUUAGCAUGCAGGAGGCAUGGGCCGAGGAGCCUAAUAUUUAUUUGAGCCUUACGGCACCGAAAUUCCCGAAUUACUUUGUUAUAAACGGGCCUACGGGAAAUUGGGCUCAAGGAUGUGUUCUUCCUUCGCACGAAAUCCAAGUUGAAUACGCGUUAAAGUGCUGCAAGAAAAUGCAAGAAGAUCGGAUUAAGGCGCUGGAGGUGAGGCAGUUUCCGACAGCCCAAUUCAAUGCCCAUCUAGACUUAUGGCAUCGACAAUACUCUGUCUGGGCUGAGAAUUGUCAUUCAUGGUAUAAGAACAGUAAAGAGGAAGGCCGCGUUUAUCUUUGGCCUGGAAGUUUGCUUCAUAUGCUGAAAACGUUAAGUGUGCCUCGCUUCGAGCAUUAUGACAUUCGGUAUCAGGACGACAAUAUAUGGGCUUCGUUGGGACUUGGACGAACAGCUCUCGAACAGCGAGAUUUGGAUGGGGAGAUAGUCGAUCUCGCCCCUUUCAUACGAAAUUCGGAUGUCCCUUGGAGUAUAGAUUGA
Talaromyces proteolyticus is the source of this 1767-nucleotide messenger RNA. RefSeq lists its product as uncharacterized. The record is from RefSeq and is a predicted model, not a curated record. The transcript is spliced from 11 exons. Gene Ontology annotation, molecular function: flavin adenine dinucleotide binding; NADP binding; N,N-dimethylaniline monooxygenase activity. Bases 1 to 1767 code for a protein of 588 amino acids. NCBI's taxonomy places the organism in Eukaryota, Fungi, Ascomycota, Eurotiomycetes, Eurotiales, Trichocomaceae.